UUUAAGGGAACUGAUUCCUGCGUUGGGUCUCUCCGCUCCGUUCACUAUGCCUCCAGCCACUACGCUGCGUCCCUUGUUACGAGCACAGCUUACAUCGCGGCCAGCGAACGGACAUUUAGCGUUCAUCCCUCAAAUUCGCAAGCUUGUGUUCGAAUACUGCGACAAAUGGCCAUCGUCCGCUAAUACUCGGACGUUCAUCCGGAACCACUUGGAGAACCUCGCACGCGCAAACCCUCAUGUCGAGAUUGUUGUAAGACAGAGGACUCACAAGGAACCCAUUAUUCGAGGCUUCUACUUGAAUGAUCGCGAGAAAGUCAUUCCGUUGAACGGCUUUGAGGUCACUGGUGUGGCACAAAAAGCCCAGCUUUUGCUAGACAGCUCUGGUGCAAAAAUUAAGCCUCUCAAGAGGAGAACCAUUGAAAGUACAACCGAAGCGGCGAGGGGUAUCUGGUCUGGUCUUCAUGUGGAGGAGCCCUUCAAGAUCUGAGCUGGAGUUGUCGCUGAGCGUUGCAUACCCUGGAUGUACUGUAAUUUACCUGUGCAUAAUAUCUCAUUCAGUGCAUCUCUCACGUUCGCUAUCAAAGUGUUCACUUCGCUCGCCCAUGCGCUUCCGUUAUUCCUCCCGUAUUUCUGUAACAUAAGACCGUACUAAGUGCAGCAAGACG
Molecule: messenger RNA, 665 nt
Organism: Phanerochaete carnosa HHB-10118-sp
Lineage: Eukaryota; Fungi; Basidiomycota; Agaricomycetes; Polyporales; Phanerochaetaceae
Exons: 3
Coding region: 47-487 (146 amino acids)
Biological process (GO): mitochondrial translation
Cellular component (GO): mitochondrial large ribosomal subunit
Molecular function (GO): structural constituent of ribosome
Source: RefSeq, a predicted model, not a curated record